AUAUCCGGCCUGGCCUAUUAACGCAUCUUUUCUCUCGAGCUUUUAUUAGAGCAUCGUCACUUUCACAGUUUUCAUUCCCCCCCUGCAAACCCUAGUCAUCCCUCUAAUGGUGUGCAGCUUUCGAUCCUACCAUACACAUAUUUCCCCGCGAUCGAUCAAUUUGACUAAUUUUUAACUAUCUUGUUGUUUAAAUUUUGAUUAAUUUGUAACUAAUUUGUAACUAUGUUGUUUCAAUUUUCGAUUUUACGAAGGCUCCAAAGAAGGGUGUCAAGCUCCCAGUUGCUGCGAAGAAGAAGCAGGAGAAGGUUGUGAACCCCUUGUUCGAGAAGCGUCCCAAGCAAUUUGGCAUCGGUGGAGCGUUGCCACCCAAGAAGGAUCUGACCAGGUUCGUGAGAUGGCCUCAGGUUGUCUGUAUCCAGAGGAAGAGACGCAUUCUCAAGCAGCGUUUGAAGGUCCCACCUGCCCUCAACCAGUUCUCUAAGACCCUGGAUAAGAACCUUGCUACAAAUCUUUUCAAGAUGCUCCUGAAAUACAGACCUGAGGACAAGGCUGCAAAGAAGGAGAGACUUUUGAAAAGAGCCCAGGCUGAGACUGAAGGGAAAACUCCAGAAACAAAAAAACCUAUUGUUGUCAAGUUUGGGCUUAAGCAUGUCACUUAUCUUAUUGAGCAGAACAAGGCACAACUAGUUGUCAUUGCACAUGAUGUAGACCCCAUUGAAUUGGUGGUCUGGCUUCCAGCUUUGUGUAGGAAGAUGGAAAUUCCUUACUGCAUUGUGAAGGGAAAAGCAAGAUUAGGCGCUAUUGUCCACCAAAAGACCGCAUCUGUUUUAUGCCUUACCACAGUGAAGAAUGAAGACAAGUUGGAGUUCUCCAAAAUCUUGGAGGCUAUCAAGGCUAACUUCAAUGACAAAUAUGAGGAAAAUCGCAAAAAGUGGGGUGGUGGUGUCAUGGGUUCAAAAUCUCAGGCAAAGACCAAGGCCAAAGAAAGGGUUCUUGCAAAGGAGACAGCGCAGAGAAUGUCUUAAUUUUGUACGAGUAUUUUUUUUCUAAUAUUUAUUGCAGUUUUCUGUUGGAAGGUUUGGUCAAAUGUUAAACAGUUUCAAUUUUGAUGCGCCUGAUUGGCCUUCGAGGUUUGGGUUUUGGUUUUAGUACUAUCAAAUGAUUCGCAUUAUUGCUUUUUUUGUGCGUGGCAAUUUAGCCUCCUACACUCCUAUUUGCUUACUUCAUAAAUCACUUCUUGACAUUGCCAAUCUGGUUUCAAAAUUCUUCCUUGAAACUUCAAUCUGUGGAAGGUUGACAAUGACUGAAAAUAAUGACGUGCUUUGUAUUACGG
Messenger RNA from Cuscuta epithymum, 1333 nucleotides. NCBI's taxonomy places the organism in Eukaryota, Viridiplantae, Streptophyta, Magnoliopsida, Solanales, Convolvulaceae. The record is from the annotation of a GenBank genome assembly.